Molecule: messenger RNA, 165 nt
Organism: Paramuricea clavata
Lineage: Eukaryota; Metazoa; Cnidaria; Anthozoa; Malacalcyonacea; Plexauridae
Source: the annotation of a GenBank genome assembly
AUGGCCCAGAUUGGUUCUUUUGUUCCCGCAGAAUAUGCAUCUUUCAGAAUAACUCGACAGAUUUUCACCAGAAUUGGCAGUGAUGAUGACAUUGAAACUAAUUCAUCCACUUUCAUGUUAGAAGUCAGUACUACAUUUUCUAAUUUGUUAUUAUUAUUUCCCAAG